AUGGCUAACCGAGUCCUCUCACCGAACAGGAUCCCUCGGUUUGAGUAUUUACAAUACAAGUCACAACAUCCGGAAUUGGAAAGCAGUGUCGUGUCCUCGGGCAUGAAUUCAACCAGCCCGCUAUCAGGGAAGUGUAACGAGAAAGAAGUGAUGCAUGGUUUGAAUGAUCGUCUUGCGGGUUUCGUAGAGAAUGUGCACCACCUGGAGCACCAGAAUCACCUGCUGGAGAGAGACAUUGGGGAGAUCAAGGGGAAAGCCCGACCCGCAUCUAUUUGUAAGGAGGAGUACGGACCAGAGCUUAGGAAACUGAGACAGCUGGUCCAGGAUAUCACUCAUCAGAAGCACCAGAUUGAACUCGAGCAUCAGCAUUUGGAGGAAGAGCUGUCCAAAUUGAGAGGACAACGUGAACAGGAGGCGCGUGGCAGAGCGGAUGCCGCGAGCAACAUUGUGGUUCUCAGGAGGGACAUCAACGGCGCGUAUCAGGCUAAACUCCAGCUGGACAAAAAAGCGCAGGCUCUCGUGGAUGAAAUCCUCUUCCUGAAGGGACACCACAAGGCCGAGGUGUCCGAGAUGUUUGACCAAAUCCAGAAUGCGCAAGUGACUGUCAAGGCGCAAGCAUUUGGCAACCCUGGCGUCACUGCGGCACUCCGCGACGUCAGGGCACAGCUGGAAGGUCAAACCGUGUCCGACGUCCAGCAGAUGGGAGAAACUUUCCGAUCUCAGUUUGCAAGAUUAACGGAGGCAGCUGAGCGCAAGAGCGAGGCAGUGAAAGCGACCCAGCAAGAGAUUCAGGAGCACAGGAGGCGCCUGCAGGCCAAGAACACCGAACUGGACUGUGCGCAGGGCACCAGAGAAGCGCUGGACACGCACCUCCAUGACGUCGAGGAUCACCACAAGGAAGAAAUUAUUCACUACCAGAACACAAUCAAAGAACUUGAAAACGAGCUCAUCAAUUGCCAAUUUGACAUGUCUGGUUACCUGCGAGAUUACCAGGACCUGUUAAAUGUGAAGAUGGCGUUGGAUGUUGAAAUACUGUCUUACAGGAAACUUCUCUGCGUCGAGGAGGCUCGGCUAUCCACGAUGUCCGACACCCACAUGUCCCUGCCCUACAUCUACCACCAGUCCCCCGUCUACACCCUGCCCCGCCUCAGUCGACCGGGAUGCCGGCACAGACGAGCCGAGCCGCAGUACAAGUUCGUAGAGGAGAUCAUAACGGAGACCACCAGGGAAAUUGAGAUGUCCGAAUUUGAAGAAGAGACAGCAUCGGAGGAGACAGAGAUGGGAAAAGAUGAGCAGCAGUUUACCAAAAGAGAUAGAGGGAUAGGCAGUGAGGAAGAGAAGGAUAAUACAGACAGUGGAGAAGAAGAAGGUGAGCAGAUGCCUGAUCGUGAGCAGAAUCAAGUAGCGUCAGUAGUGAAUUUAGUGGACGAUGAUGAUGAUGAUGAUGAUGAGACCCCUGGUGAGGUGGAUGAUGGUAAAAAUGGUCAAACAAGUAAAGAGUCAGAGGCGAGUGAAGUGGUUGAUAAGGCCCGCCCUCUUUGUGGUACAUAUACAGAUACUCAGAGCAAAGUUGUGUUAAGUGAGAGCCUGAAUGAGGAAAAACAUAAGCAAUAUCAAAAAGGAUCUGAAAACACGAAAGAAAAGAAGGAAGCUGCAGGGACAAUGGUUGAGAAAGAUCUCUCUGAUUUAAAGCCAGAGGUUUCUGGGGAGGAUGAACUUCUGAAAAAAGCUGAUUGUAAAAAAAAAAAGGAGAUGCUGAGAAAGAGUUUUAUCUCAACUCGAGGGAAUCAGCCGAUUAGCGAGAGCCCCACCCACGUGUGUAAAGAAUCGGACACGACUCGAGUGCGGGAUAAGUUCCCUGCUUCAGAAAAAGACAAUUAUAUAGCAGAGGCCACGGCCACUCUGUCCGUAAAAACAGAGCAGCUCUCAGAAAAAGCUCAAGUAUCUACAAGUGCGACAUCCUCGAGUGAGGACAAAGAAAAGAGUCAUGCAGAUCCGAAAGGAAUCAGUCAAUCUGAAGCUGCAGAGGGGGAGGAUAAAGUAGCAAAAGGCAUUCGAGAUGAUACAAAUAAAGAGCCUUCUCUUGAAGUGGCGGAUCAGGAGCCUAGCAGUAGGAAUAAAACCCAAACAGUCCAAACUGUGCUGCCGAGGGAAAAGACAACCGUCCAUUCAGAAGUCAAAGAGUUGCAUCAGGGGCCAUCGAAAGGAAGCUAGGCUCAGAAACCAGAGCGGUCUGAAAGUUCAGAGCAAAUACAGGAUCCUCAAGACUGAAAGGUGGAGGAGAGUAGUAAGUCAGAGAAAUAA
This is a messenger RNA of Pseudoliparis swirei, 2304 nucleotides long. RefSeq names its product neurofilament medium polypeptide. Gene Ontology annotation, biological process: neurofilament bundle assembly. The record is from RefSeq and is a predicted model, not a curated record. Gene Ontology annotation, cellular component: axon; postsynaptic intermediate filament cytoskeleton; cytoplasm. Lineage: Eukaryota; Metazoa; Chordata; Actinopteri; Perciformes; Liparidae. Gene Ontology annotation, molecular function: structural constituent of cytoskeleton.